AUAUUUUCAUCUGCGAAACGGCCCCAACCCCCCUCUCUCUCUCCCUGAAAUUUGUAAAAUUUUCCUGGAAAUCUCCAUCUUUCCAAGAAAAUUUUUCAACUUUUCUUGCUACCCAAAUUAAAUCCAUAUGUUGUGCAAAUUCCUCUAAUAUAUAAUUUUUUUUUUUUUAAGAUCUGUCUCUAUGUCUUCUAUAGUUUCGUCAACGUCUUAUUGGUGUUACAGAUGCAGCCGGUUCGUUAGGGUUCUGAAUCAGGAGGCGAUUACAUGUCCGGACUGCGACAGCGGAUUCGUGGAGGAGAUCGAGAAUCCGCCGCGCGGCAUCCAAACCAACGACAUACAAAACCGCAGCAGGAGGAGGUUUCCGGCAACCGCGGCGAUGUACAUGAUCGGUAGUAAUAAUAAUCACAACCACAGUAACCGCUCUAAUCGUGAUCAGAAUGCCUCACCCGGUCCGCUUCUUCGUAGAAGCCGAAGAACCGGCGGCGAUCGGUCUCCUUUCAAUCCAGUUAUCGUCCUCCGUGGACCGGACAGGCCGGUUCCCGGAGCAGAUGUUGAAAAUAACGGUAACGGUUAUGAAUUGUAUUACGAUGACGGUGAAGGCGCCGGUUUGAGACCCUUACCACGAAGUAUGUCGGAGUUUUUGUUAGGAUCUGGAUUUGAACGGUUGAUUGAGCAGUUAUCACAGAUUGAUAUGAAUGGAAUCGGCGGUUUUGAGCAUCCACCGGCUUCAAAAGCCGCGAUUGAAUCUUUGCCGUUCGUUUAUAUCGAUGUGAGUUUUGUAGAAAUGGAAUCACACUGUGCUGUUUGUAAAGAAGCGUUUGAAUUAGGAUCUGAAGCGAGAGAAAUGCCGUGUAAACAUAUUUAUCAUUCGGAUUGUAUACUCCCGUGGUUGUCGCUUCGUAAUUCUUGUCCGGUUUGCAGGCAUGAAUUGCCUGCUGAUAAUAAUCAAGACAUAAGUGAAGAAACCGAAAAUGGAGCGAAUGGGGAAGGACAAGUUUUGGGCUCGAAUAAUGAGGAGGAGACGGUAGGAUUAACGAUAUGGAGGUUACCGGGCGGAGGGUUUGCUGUGGGGCGGUUUUCGGGAGGAAGAAGAGGUGGUGAAAGAGAGCUUCCGGUUGUUUACACAGAGAUGGAUGGUGGGUUUAACAAUAGCGGAGGUGUGCCAAGGAGGGUUUCGUUUGGUUCAAGAGGGAGUAGAGGAGAGAGAGACAGAGGUGGGUUGAUUCAAAGGGCUUUUAGCAAUUUGUUUCGGUGUUUUGGCGGGUCAGGCAGGUCGAAUUCAGAUUCGAGGGUAAGGAGGAGGAGUGGAAUGGUUUCUUUGUUUAAUAUAUCCACCCGGAGGAGAAGGGCUUGGGAUGUUGAAGUUAACAAUAGUAGUGGAAGAAGUUGGUGAUAAAUGAAGAGAAAUUAUUUCUUCAUUGUAUAUAUUGGGAGAGACUGAGAUAAGAUUGAAAAGGGUUUCUUCCUAAUUCACAGUCCGUUCAAGAAUUGAAAGAUUGCAAGAAUUGCGGAGGGUUCAGUUUACAAUAACUAAAGCUGUUAUCUUGGAAGAAGAUGAAGCAGCUACAGCAGGGACGAUCACAAUUAUGCUUUAAUGGAGAAGCUGAGUAAUCAAUAGUUUGGCAUUUGGGGAGAAAGAAGGUACAUGACUUCAUGUACCAAAAUCAAUUUGCAAGUUUCAUGGAUCGAAUUAAAGGGCCUGCCGUUUAUUACAACUGUUCUUUUUAUAAUUAUUUGUAAUUUGUAGCCAGUGAUAGUUUGUUUAUCAUGUUAUUCUUUUUCCAAGAAAUCUAUAAGAGUCUUAUCCAGCGUAUGAAAGCGUUGUUUCUGGAAUUCUUUGAUUCAAGUUUAAUCUCAAACAUCUGAAAUCCCUUUUUGAUCA
Messenger RNA from Pistacia vera, 1882 nucleotides. RefSeq names its product probable E3 ubiquitin-protein ligase RHC2A. NCBI's taxonomy places the organism in Eukaryota, Viridiplantae, Streptophyta, Magnoliopsida, Sapindales, Anacardiaceae. Gene Ontology annotation, cellular component: cytoplasm. Gene Ontology annotation, molecular function: ubiquitin protein ligase activity. The transcript has a single exon. Bases 182 to 1393 code for a protein of 403 amino acids. The record is from RefSeq and is a predicted model, not a curated record. Gene Ontology annotation, biological process: protein ubiquitination.